Messenger RNA from Penicillium bovifimosum, 1998 nucleotides. Its product is annotated as AAA family ATPase CDC6. Lineage: Eukaryota; Fungi; Ascomycota; Eurotiomycetes; Eurotiales; Aspergillaceae. The transcript is spliced from 2 exons. Gene Ontology annotation, biological process: cell division; DNA replication initiation; mitotic DNA replication checkpoint signaling. Gene Ontology annotation, cellular component: nucleus. Gene Ontology annotation, molecular function: DNA replication origin binding; ATP binding; ATP hydrolysis activity. The record is from RefSeq and is a predicted model, not a curated record. Bases 1 to 1998 code for a protein of 665 amino acids.
AUGGCAGGAACAGUCUUAGGAAAGCGCACUCGCGAUGCUGUUGAACCAGCGGCCUUGCCCGUACGAACUGGAAGCAAGCGCCGAACAGUUGCCCCCCGAGCUCCCCGAGAUCAGAAGCCCGCUGCGCCUUCCUCAUUACGGCGAACAAGGUCAACUGUAAAGAAGGCAGUCGACGAACCUGACCAGGAAAAUGGCCAGAACAAGACAGUGUCGGUGGUCAUUCCUUCCAAACAUACCCUGCGCGAUGACCAAUCCAAGUCGCCGGUCAAGAUAAAUUCGCAUUUUCCCGUCUCGAAGCCAGUGGAAGGUACGUUGGAGAGUGACGAAGGUAUUGCGCUUGAGGCGGCGCUAAUUCCAUGGGCAGAAGAGAUUACAAAACCCAUUGAACCUGAAUUCAAGACACCUUCGAAAUCGCGAUUCCGAGAUGAUUUACCGCAACAUCCUCCUCUCACACCCAGACAUCGAGUGCAGGUGGGAGCAAAGGCCAUUACGCCGCGAACCCCUCGCCAUGCCGAUCUUCCUCCGACCCCUCGACAGAGUGCGACUCCGACAAUUGCGCACUCCGUGUAUUCACAGGCCCGGCAAUUGUUUGCCCGAGGUGCCAACUCUGGUCGCUUAGUGGGACGUGAUGCUGAGCGCGAGAAGUUAGUGUCUUUUAUCACUGAGGGAAUGGAGUCUCGGACGGGGGGAUGCCUUUAUAUCAGCGGUCCCCCUGGUACCGGGAAAAGUGCCCUGGUACACGAAGUGUGCGCUGAUCUGGAUCUUUCGAACGUGAGAAUCGCGCAUGUGAACUGUGCAAGCAUGCGUAUCUCUCGCGAUGUCUACAGCCGACUCAUUCAAGAUUUCUGUGAGGACACGGAUGUGUUCAAGAAAAGCGAAGCGGAUCGCUUGAAAUCGAUGUUUGUUCCAUCCAGCAAGAAAGCGCAAGAUUUGUUCCUGGUCACUUUGGACGAGAUUGAUCAUCUACUGAACGGUGAUACUGGAGUGUUGCAGUCCCUGUUCGAAUGGGCAUUGCAAAGCGAGUCUAAGUUGAUGCUGAUUGGUAUUGCCAACGCUCUCGACUUGACGGACCGGUCCCUUCCGCAGCUCAAAGCGAAGAACUUGAAACCCCGUCUCCUGCCAUUUUUGCCGUACAGUGCCGUCUCUAUUGCCAAUGUGGUGACCAGUCGUCUUCGGUCUUUGCUCCCUCCUGGGACCGAAGCUGACCCAAAGCUUGUUCCUUUCGUUCAACCGGCGGCGAUCCAACUUUGUUCCAAGAAGGUCGCCUCGCAAACAGGGGACUUGCGCAAGGCUUACGAGCUCAUCAAGCGUGCAAUUGAUGUCAUUGAACAGGAAACGUUCCAAAAGCUAGAUAAGCAAGCCAAGGAGUCUGAAAAUAUCCCGAUACUUGGGGUGAACACCAAUCUCUCUUCACCUGCAAAAGCAGGCAGUGCUCCGAAGCCAACUUCAAUGUCAAGCUACACGGUAAUUACGGCGCCCCGAGCCAGCAUCGCCCACAUUGCCCGAAUCACAUCUGCAGCUUUCGGUCAGGGGACCGUUCAGAGACUUCAGAGUUUGAACUUGCAACAAAAAGCCGCUAUCUGCUCCCUGAUUGCCCUCGAACGCAAACGUCGCCAACUUGAGGUGCCCAGCACGCCCUCAAAGUCGCGUGCCUCUGCACCGACUAUCAAGCAAGCCUUUGAUACAUAUUGUACUUUGUGUCGUAAUGACAAUAUUCUUCACCCUUUAACUGCCACCGAGUUCAAAGAUGUCCUCAGCAACCUGGAGACAAUGGGCCUGGUUGGAGAAUAUCAGGGCCGCGGUCGUGGUGGAACUGUUGCAGGCGGCACAGAUCUUCGCCGUACACCCUCGAAGUCUGGCCAUGGACCCUCGACCCCACACAAGGCACUCGACGAGCAAGGUCUUGUCUGCUUCGUUUCCCAGUCGGAAAUUGAGGGCCAGAUUGCAGGACCCGGAGAGGGCAUUCUUCGGCGUCUACUCCGUGGCGAGGGUAUUUGA